AAUGAACAGAUUCUGUGAUUAUAAAUCUUGCUAAUACUUCAAUAGACAACCAUCAAUAGAACAAAGAUCUAAAUUGAAUAAAGUAAUGUGUCCAUUAUGUAUGGGUGCCAACUAUUGUAGUACUCGAUGUAGAGAUCUUGAUUGGUAAAUGAUUUAAUUUUAAUAACAAUAUAGGCCUAUAUAUCAUAAAGAGAUUUGUAAAAAAUCUUAACCAGAUAGAGCAAGAUCUUGCAAUGAUACAAUUGAUUCAUGUUCAACAACAAGUGUAAGGAGGAAACCUGAGGAAUUUGAAAUAAUUACUAUAGGAAGUAAAUAAGAAUUAGGUAGAGGAUCAUAUGGAUCAGUUAAAUUAGUAAAAGAUAAAUAGAAUGGAUUAUUAUAUGCAAUGAAGAUUGUAUGAUAUUGAUUUAUAUUUAUAGAUGAAUAAGAGAUAAGUUUUUGAAUAUUGUUCAGUAGAAAACUUAAAGAGAGAAAUUAAAAUAUAAAGAAGAUUGGUACAUCCACAUAUAUGCAAAUUGCAUCAUUAUUUUGAAGAUAAAGAAAAUGUUUAUUUGAUACUUGAGUAUGCAUGUAUAAUCUCUUUAUUAAAUAGAAAAUGGAUCACUAUUUAAUUAUAUUAAAAAACGAUCUAAAUUGCCUGAAAAUGAAGCAUUUGUUUAUUUCUUUUAAACAUGUUUAGGAAUUGAUUAUUUGCAUAAGAAUAAAGUAAUUCAUAGAGAUCUUAAACCUGAAAAUUUAUUAUUAGAUCAUGAAGGUAAUGUAAAGAUAUGUGAUUUUGGAUGGAGUGCUGAAAGUUUAGCUGAAAAAAGAAUGACAUUUUGUGGUACAUAUGAAUAUAUGGUAUUUAAUAUCUAAUAUAUUAUGUACAUAGGCACCUGAAAUGUUAAAUAAAUAACCACAUGAUUUUAGUUUAGAUAUUUGGAGUUUAGGUAUAUUAUUAUAUGAAUUAUUACAUGGAAAUGCACCUUAUAGAGGAAGGAAUAAUGAAGAAUUAGCUAAUAAGAUUAAAUCUGGAUAACCAAUCAAUUUUAGUUGUACAUUAUCAAAUGAAGUUAUUUGUUUAAUUAAAGGAAUUCUUAAAUAUAUUCCAGGAGAAAGAUUAACUAUGGAUUAAAUAUUUGAUAAUCCAUGGAUGAUUAAACAUGCUUCUAAUUAUAAUAUUGACAUUUGGACUUAUGUUUAUAAAACAUAAUAUCCAACAAGAUAAAUACCAACAGCUAACUUUUAAUAAAAAUAAAAACAUAUUAUUGAAAUUCCAAAUAAAGAACCAUUAUCUAAACCUAUUUAAUAAGAAUAAAAUAAAUUAAAAGAAUAAUCUAAUAAUUAUACUAAUAAUUAUAAACCAUAUUAAAAUGACUAUAAUAAUAAAUAAGAUGAAUUUAAUAAACCAAGAAUAAGUCGAACUUCUAAUAGAAAUGAAAUUAUGAUGCAUUAACAUUAAUUAUAAUAAUAAUAAUAAGAGAAGUUAAGUUUUAUGGAUAGAGUAUUUCUAGCAUUUGGAUGUUUGAAUAGAGAGAAAAAAUGA
Paramecium sonneborni is the source of this 1525-nucleotide messenger RNA. NCBI's taxonomy places the organism in Eukaryota, Ciliophora, Oligohymenophorea, Peniculida, Parameciidae. The record is from the annotation of a GenBank genome assembly.